Molecule: messenger RNA, 2051 nt
Organism: Ipomoea triloba (trilobed morning glory)
Lineage: Eukaryota; Viridiplantae; Streptophyta; Magnoliopsida; Solanales; Convolvulaceae
Product: cyclin-A1-1-like
Exons: 11
Coding region: 144-1646 (500 amino acids)
Biological process (GO): mitotic cell cycle phase transition; regulation of cyclin-dependent protein serine/threonine kinase activity
Cellular component (GO): nucleus; cyclin-dependent protein kinase holoenzyme complex; cytoplasm
Molecular function (GO): cyclin-dependent protein serine/threonine kinase regulator activity
Source: RefSeq, a predicted model, not a curated record
AGAGAUUUUAUGUCUUCUCACGCCUACGCGUUCCUCAUUCUCUUCUUCUCUCUCAAUUAAGGGGGGCCCUAACAGAACAGAGUGCAGUUCAGAGCAGAGCCCUAGUCUUGUGUUCAGAGGAAUUCAAGGUUUCUGAGGCACAAAUGGCGACCACAGCACAAACGCGGCGAUCUUCCUCGGCUUCCAAUGCGGCUGCCAAGAGGCAAGCGGCCGCGGCGGCGGAAAAUCGCCACGGAAAGGUCGCGGCGGCCGUCGAGCAACGCCUGGCCCAUAAACGCCCCGCGCUCACCAAUAUCACCAACCAGAGGACCGGCUCUCUGCUUUCCUCGCGAAGCACGUUCUCUGAAUCCUCAGGCAUUGUGCCCUGCACAUCGAAGAAUGUUGGUAUCAAGAAGAGUUCUUCUAGUUCUACGGGUAAUGCUGGAUUCUUAGGGACUUCGGUCGUUCCAACAUCCACCCUUGUGAAACCUAUCACAGUACCCUGUAAGGGUCCAUCUGCUAUUGGAAGUGAUGCAAUUCUCCAGAAGGCCACCCUCCCUCCUGUCACAUUCAGCAUCGAUAAUUCUCCAGCUCAGUCGGAUGGGAUGACGGCUUCUAUGGAUGAAUCCAUGUCUCCUUGUGAUUCACUAAGAAGUCCAGAAGUUGAAUAUAUUGACAACAAUGAAACUGCUGGAGUUCAUUCCAUUGAGAAGAAGGCAUCUAGUGCGCUCUAUAUUUCGGAGCACCAAGGAACAACAGGCAAUAUAUGCAAGAGAGACAUAAUUGUGGACAUUGAGUCAAGGGAUCACAUUCCUAACAUUGAUGAUAAUCUUGAGGACCCUCAAUUCUGUGCAACCAUGGCCUGUGAUAUCUACAAGCACUUGCGAGCAUCUGAGGCAAAGAAAAGGCCAUCCACUGAUUUCAUGGAUAAGGUUCAGAAAGACAUAAAUGCCAGCAUGCGUGCAAUUCUGAUUGAUUGGCUGGUUGAGGUUGCUGAAGAGUACCGACUUGUCCCAGAUACCUUAUAUCUGACUGUUAAUUACAUUGAUCGCUAUCUUUCUGGCAAUUUAAUGGAUAGGCAACGGUUACAACUGUUGGGCGUGGCUUGCAUGAUGAUUGCAUCCAAAUAUGAAGAGAUUUGUGCACCUCAGGUAGAGGAGUUCUGCUACAUCACUGACAACACAUAUUUCAAGGAGGAGGUAUUGCAAAUGGAGUCUGCUGUUUUAAAUUACUUGAAGUUUGAAAUGACAGCCCCAACAGCUAAAUGCUUUUUGAGGAGGUUUGUCCGUGCUACUCAAGGAUUCAAUGAGGCUUCAUCACUGCAAUUGGAGCACUUGGCCAGCUACCUUGCAGAGCUAUCUCUUCUAGCAUAUGACAUGCUUUGUUAUUCUCCUUCACUUGUUGCUGCUUCAGCAAUUUUUCUGGCGAGAUACAUACUUACUCCUUCUAAGAAACCUUGGAACUCUACAUUGCGGCAUUACACUCUCUACCAGCCAGCUGAUUUGCGUGACUGUGUUAUGGCACUCCACAACCUUUGCUGCAACAGCCACCAUUCUAGUUUACCGGCAAUCAGAGAAAAAUACAGCCAGCAUAAGUAUAAAUUUGUCGCGAAGAAGUUUUGCCCUACAACAAUACCAUCUGAGUUCUUCCAAGACGUAAGUAGCUGAUGACUGUUGAACGCCAUACUGGAAGUGCACUCUCCUUAAGCACACCCCGCAAGGCGCCCACACCAUUGGAAGAGCAAAGUUAAUCAAUUUUUCUAUUUGUAAAAUGCGCUAAAUGUCAGUAAUAAUGGAUGGCUGAACUCACUGGGGCUCAGUGGCUGUCUGUUGUGCUUCGCUGACUUGCACUUUGCAAUUGUGUAACGUUACUGCUUUUUUGCUAGUUCAGAUUGUCUGUACUUGCAACUUGUGUACAGAUGAGCUCUAAAGCUUGUAUGGGCUGAACCUGAUUUGAGAAAACUAGUUUAGUGUUUUGUUUCUGUACUAGAGAUGAGGGUAUAUGUAUAGCCAGUGGCAACCCUGAAAUGACAUCAACUUCAUUUUCCAGAGAUAAUGCUUCAUUUGCAGCUC